AUGACGAAAAGCAAACAAGGGGAGGUAGCUCACCUCGAGAUUUACCCUGAUCAAUCAAGUAACCCUCAACUCAAUACCCUAUCUCCGCAAUCUUCAAACCCGGCAUGGGAAUCUUUACAAAAGAAACAGCCAGAGGGCGAUACCGCUCUUGCUUUGUUUCGGGACAGCGAACAAUUACAUCAGGCGGUUGAUCCCGUGGAAGAGAGAAAGCUAAUCAAAAAAAUCGAUAUGGUUAUUUUGCCUUGUUUGGCUAUUUGUUAUACAUUUUAUUAUAUUGACAAAACAACUCUUUCAUACGCCGCAAUUUUCGGCAUCAAAGAUGAUUUAAACCUAGAAGGAACCAAAUACUCCUGGCUUUCAAGCAUCUUCUAUUUCGGAUGGCUCGUUUGGGCAUUCCCAACCAAUUAUCUCAUGCAGAAAUUUCCAGUUGGGAAAUACCUUGCGUUCAAUAUCUUCAUGUGGGGAGCCCUACUCAUGUGUCAAGCCGCUGCCCGUAACUUCAUCGAACUAGCCAUCCUUCGAGCCCUAUCCGGUGCCGCUGAAGGCUGUAGCGACUCCUCAUUCAUGAUCAUAACCUCCAUGUGGUACACGCGGCGCGAACAACCUAUUCGCAUCGGCCUAUGGUAUACCGCCAAUGGCGUGGGUAUUGCGCUCGGUGGCCUCAUCGGCUACGGGAUCGGUAAUAUUCGCGGUUCCUUAUCAUCAUGGAAAUAUGAGUUCCUAAUUGUAGGAGCCUGUUGUUGUAUUUGGGGGAUUGUGCUUUGGGUUUUCCUACCCGAUAGUCCUGUUACGGCAAAAGUGUUGAGUAUUGAAGAGAAGAGGAUGGCGGUUGAGAGACUACGGGAAAAUCAGACGGGGGUGGAGAAUAAAACGUUCAAGUGGGUGCAGGUUAAGGAGUGGGCGACGGAUUAUAAAACUUAUAUGUUCUUUCUGAUUGGGUUGGUUGCAAACAUCCCAAAUGGAGGGAUUAGUAAUUUUGUCGUAACAACUUUAAUGCAAAUCCCCUACGGCGCCAUAAUAGCGCUCAGCAUUCUAGCAUGCGUUUUCCUCAACGACCGCCUACCUUCAAACAACCGCUGUCUCAUGAUCGUUUUCUUCAUGCUCCCCAACAUCACCGGAGCAUUCGGUCUCCAAUUUCUUCCAUCAACUCACCAAGUACCUCGUCUAAUUAUGUACUAUCUAACCGGUCCCUACAACGCCUCUUUUGUCCUCCUACUCUCGGUAUUGUCAGCCAAUACAGCUGGUCAUACGAAGAAAAUCCUCACAAAUACGACGCUAUUCGUAGGUGGCUGUGUAGGCAAUAUCUCCGGCCCAUUUUUCUAUAAAAGUUCUCAGGCCCCGAAAUACGCGUUGGGGAUUUGGUCGAUGAUUGUUUCGCAUUUGUUGGAAGUAGUGUUAAUACUUGUGUUGAGAUUUUUACUCAAGAGAGAAAAUGAAAAGAGAGAUGUAGUGCAAGGACUCAAUGUGGUGAGUGGGAUUAGAGAGGAACCAGGAGAUGCAUUUGGUGAUGAGGAUGUAGAGGAGAGGAGAAGAAAGGAUUUGGAUGCUACUGCUUUUGCGGAUAUGACGGAUAGGGAGAAUUUCAAUUUUAGGUAUAUCUUCUAA
Molecule: messenger RNA, 1605 nt
Organism: Sclerotinia borealis F-4128
Lineage: Eukaryota; Fungi; Ascomycota; Leotiomycetes; Helotiales; Sclerotiniaceae
Source: the annotation of a GenBank genome assembly